AUGGGGCGCGGGGCUGCCCUCGGACGGCCGCGCCGGCGCCUGCUGUGGGCAGCGCUGCUGCUGGCGCUCUGCCCCAGCGCCGCCGCCGGCGACUGGAUGUGGCUGGGCAUCGCCUCGGCCGGCGCGCCGGAGAAGCCGGGCUGCGCCAGCCCGCCGCUGAGCAGCCGCCAGAAGGACCUGUGCAAGAGGAGGCCGGAGCUGGUGCCCGCCAUCCGGGAGGGAGCGCGCCUCGGCCUCCAGGAGUGCCGCAGCCAGUUCCGCCACGAGCGCUGGAACUGCCGCCCGCCGCCCGCCGCCCGCCGCGGCCCCGCCGCCGCCGCCGCCGCCGCCGCCGCCUUCGGCCACCAGCUCAGCAGCGGUACAAAGGAGACUGCAUUUAUAUACGCAGUGACGGCGGCAGGCCUUGUGCACUCCGUGACGCGAUCCUGCAGUGCGGGAAAUGUGACCGAGUGCUCCUGUGAUACCACCCUGCAGACCGGCGGCUCGGCCAGCGAGGGCUGGCACUGGGGCGGCUGCUCGGAUGAUAUCCACUAUGGAAUGUCGUUCAGCAGAAAGUUCUUGGAUGUGCCUAUCAAGAACAUAACGGGCAAGAGUGGGAGUGGAUUGGCAGCAAUGAACAUGCACAAUAAUGAGGCUGGGAGGCAGGCUGUAGCAAAGCUGAUGUCAGUGGAUUGCCGUUGUCAUGGUGUUUCUGGGUCCUGUGCUGUGAAAACUUGUUGGAAAACAAUGUCCUCCUUUGAAAAGAUUGGCCGUUUUUUAAAGGAUAAGUAUGAAAACAGCAUACAGAUAUCAGACAGAAUGAAAAAAAAAAUACGCAGGAAAGAAAAAAAACAGCGAAAAAUACCAAUCCAGAAAGAAGAUCUGCUGUAUGUAAACAAAUCACCCAAUUACUGUGUAGAAGAUCCUAAAUUGGGGAUCCCUGGAACUCAGGGAAGGGAAUGUAACCGCACAUCAGAGGGAUCUGAUGGCUGCAACCUCCUCUGCUGUGGGCGUGGGUACAACACUCAUGUAGUCAGACACGUGGAGAGAUGUGAAUGCAAGUUCGUCUGGUGCUGCUAUGUACGCUGCCGAAGGUGUGAGACCAUGACUGAUGUGCAUACCUGCAAGUAA
Messenger RNA from Rhea pennata, 1110 nucleotides. RefSeq names its product Wnt family member 16 (gene WNT16). The record is from RefSeq and is a predicted model, not a curated record. Bases 1 to 1110 code for a protein of 369 amino acids. Gene Ontology annotation, molecular function: frizzled binding; cytokine activity. Gene Ontology annotation, cellular component: extracellular region. Lineage: Eukaryota; Metazoa; Chordata; Aves; Rheiformes; Rheidae. Gene Ontology annotation, biological process: neuron differentiation; multicellular organism development; cell fate commitment. The transcript has 4 exons.